Aspergillus sclerotioniger CBS 115572 is the source of this 1029-nucleotide messenger RNA. Its product is annotated as DUF2015 domain-containing protein. Lineage: Eukaryota; Fungi; Ascomycota; Eurotiomycetes; Eurotiales; Aspergillaceae. The record is from RefSeq and is a predicted model, not a curated record. The coding region runs from base 314 to 688 and encodes 124 amino acids. The transcript is spliced from 2 exons.
UUUAGUUCCAGCCGCCUUGCACGGUUGACCCACUUCCGUCUUCCGCGCCCUUCCACCUACCUAUGCCUACCUACUUACAUAGUACGUAGGGGCGUGCGGUCUACUAUUAUUAUUGUUGUCUAAAUGUCCUUUGUAUAGCUGGCUGUGGCACAACGCCUGCCAGCCACGAAUCUGUGUAUCAUAUUUUUGGAGAUAGAAGUCUCCAUCGCUUUGAGAACGUCUGGUCCGGAUCUGCGCGGCGCAACUCGUUCAACACUCAUCUAGCGAUCCCGCAGCUGUCCGCUUGCCAACCCGCCGAUAAUUCUCAUUGACCAUGGCUUCCUAUCUUCUCUACUUCCUGACGUUAUCGGUUGUUGUAUGUGGCACGGCGCUCUAUCUCACCCGUUUUCGAUGGCUACAUUUAGUCACAGUCCCCGAUUACAUUUACCAUCGUCUCCCCUCCACUUUUGCUGGCGAUGUCGAAGCUGGAUUGACAUCUUCAGAGUUCGACAUCUCUGCCAAUAUCACCGAGGGCGACACUAGGGCGGGAUUGGAUGAUCAGGCCAAACGCGAGAUCCUGCGAAUCAUGAAACGGCAAAAGGUCGAUUUCAAUGAAGCCCGUCGGAUUUAUAUUCAGCAACGUUUUUCCAAAAACAACAUUGGUCCUGACGGCCGACCCAGGGACCCAAAAUUUGUGUCAUUCUCAUAGGCGAUCACAUUUGCGUUGCAGUCGCUUGAUCGUACCUUUUGCUUUAUUCCGUCUUAACAUCUCAACAAGUACAAACAUCCACUUACACUGCCCUUCGUGGGGACUUUGGGCUCCCUGGCUGCGCGUAGAUUUCCCUCACCAUUGUCUUCGGGUUCUCUUCGGCCUCCCCACCUUAGAUUUACUUGGUAUAUUGUCUUAGUCGGACCCUUGACGGCGUGAAUCUACGUUGGCAAUAAACCCUCGAUUGUCAUUAUAUGAGUAUUUGAAUCAGUAUAGCGUCCACUUUCACUUAAAUUGCUAUCAUCUACCGCGAAUGAAGAGAUCGAGUGCGGCAAGGCCAG